AUGGACGCCGAGCGAUCUUCAACCCGUCCCCUCCUCGCCUUCCAGCACUGCCGCGGUGCCUUUGACAACCUCGUUGCAACAGGGCAACUCAUAAACAAUCCAUCUCUCGAUUCAGGAGCGGACCUCCAGGGCAUAGUCAACGGGCUGGAUCAUAACCGCAGAUGGGACUCGAUCCGCCCUCAACUCAGCCAUGCACAAUGGGAAGUCUGCGAGGGUUACGGCGGAUGGACUGCGUUUGUUGAUCACUAUGGUCUCCGGCGUCCUUGGGAACAAGUGCAGAUUGAAGAGGGUGUCAAGAUCCUUGAUAUUAUCGCCCGCCGCAUAGCUGAUUUAUGCCCUGAGUCUCCUCCUCGUACCGCCACCUAA
Molecule: messenger RNA, 366 nt
Organism: Penicillium brevicompactum
Lineage: Eukaryota; Fungi; Ascomycota; Eurotiomycetes; Eurotiales; Aspergillaceae
Product: Extracellular metalloproteinase 3
Exons: 2
Coding region: 1-366 (121 amino acids)
Source: RefSeq, a predicted model, not a curated record